Messenger RNA from Aspergillus piperis CBS 112811, 726 nucleotides. RefSeq lists its product as uncharacterized. The transcript has a single exon. Bases 173 to 628 code for a protein of 151 amino acids. NCBI's taxonomy places the organism in Eukaryota, Fungi, Ascomycota, Eurotiomycetes, Eurotiales, Aspergillaceae. The record is from RefSeq and is a predicted model, not a curated record.
GAUGAUUGAUUCCAGGUCAAUUUACGAACAAUGGACAAUAGGCUGGACCCCCGUUUACAUGGUGGUGGGGGUGCAUUGAGGGGCCAAGCAAGCAGGCAACUUGAAGGGAACUAAAGGCGAUAACGAACCAUUGAAACGGCCCAAGAAAGGAACGAGAAGCGCACCCGCCGGAAUGGAACCCCGGCCAUACAAACACGCUUUCCCCGGCUGCUGCUUUCGCCCAUCUCGGGUUUUCUUCUCUUCUCAUCAUCGAAAGCACUCUUCUGUAUGUCUGUAUGUAUGUACAUCUAGCAAGGUAUACUUGCUUCUGUCUCUCACAACAACGCCCCUUUUCCCCAUCCAUGUAGAUUGCAGUUUUGUUCUUUUGUUGCAGUUGCUGAUCCGGUGUUUCCCAUCUGGUCUGCCUCCCUCUCGGCCUUCCCCUUCUCUCUCUGUUCCUCUCGCUCUCUCACUCUCUCGCUUUUCUCUCUCCCUUCCCUCUUUCUUCCUUCUUCCCUUUCCUCUUCCCCCCAUCCAUUCAUCGCCAUCCACUUUUCCACUCCUCCACCAUCCACUCUCCAUCUCCACCACCUUCUUUCAACCCUUCUUCAUCUCCAUUCAUUCGUCGUUCAAUUCCCUUGUUAUCUAAUUUUAUUGUUCUGAGUACAAGGGUUAGAUCUCCCUCACCACCAACCGCCAACCACCACCCUCACCCUCACCACCCAAAGGACGUCAGUCCAUCAGUCC